This is a messenger RNA of Sphaeramia orbicularis (orbiculate cardinalfish), 2641 nucleotides long. RefSeq names its product gastrula zinc finger protein XlCGF57.1-like. The record is from RefSeq and is a predicted model, not a curated record. Lineage: Eukaryota; Metazoa; Chordata; Actinopteri; Kurtiformes; Apogonidae. Gene Ontology annotation, biological process: regulation of gene expression. The coding region runs from base 300 to 2192 and encodes 630 amino acids. Gene Ontology annotation, cellular component: nucleus. The transcript is spliced from 2 exons.
UUCUGCCAGACACCGGAAGCGUUAGCUUGUUUUGUGUGAAACUUUAAACGGUUUGUUUCUAAUGAAAAUCCUCCUGUAAAGUGUUUUUUUUUUCAGUUCAUCCGAAUCAGCAGAACCUCGGAUAAAAUCAACCGACUGGACUUUGUUCUGUUCAUAUUCUGUCUGCUUUACUCCCGAUUUAUCUCCUAUUAACUCAGUGAUGCUAAAGUUAGCUUAGCUCGGUAGCUGCUAACAGACCUGUCAGGGUGUGAUGGAGACAAACUGUUUCUGAUGGAGUUUGUGUGAAGAAAAAGUGAAAAAUGUCCCAAAACGUCCAGAUUCUGAGAUCGUUGGUGGAGCAGAGACUAACUGCAGCUGCUGAAGAGAUAUUUGGGCUGUUUGAAAGAACCAUAGCAGAGUACGAGGAGGAACUUUGUCGAACUAAAGAAGAAAACCAGAGACAAAGACAAAUACUGGACGAAGUUUGGAACGAGAAAGUUCUGAUGAAGGAAACAGAUGUUCAUCAGCUUUCUGAAGUUAAAGAAGAGGCUCCUCAUGAGCAGCAGGAGUUAAGCCCCAGUCUGGACCAGGAGAACCCAGAGCCACAUCAUGUUAUAGAGGAGCAGGAGGAACUAUUGACCAGUCUGGAGGCUGACAUUGCUAAGUUCCCAUCCAGUUGUGUCCUUGUGAAGAGCGAAGAUGAUGAAGUGGAAGUUCAGUCGUCACAACUUCAUCACAAAAGAACAGAAGGAACAGUGAACGGAGAGGAAACAGAUGCAGUGGACUACGGAGGAUCAGAAUCAACCAGCUGCUUCCAUCCACAUGGAGAUUUACACACACAGACUGAAGACCCUGAAGACACUGACAACAAUGAUGGGGACUGGACAGAAACUGGAGAGUCAGAUUCUAUGCCUAACACAUAUAAUGAAACAAUAGUAAUGGAUGGGAAAUUUAAUGGCAAAAAAUGUUUCUUCUGCUCUCUGUGUGGCAAGAAAUUUGCCAACAAGACAAAUGUAAAAAGACAUGUUUUAAAGUAUCAUACAACACGACAAAUCUUAAGUUGUCCAUUUUGUGGUAAAACAUUUGGAGAAAAGGAGAAUUUAAAAAGCCACAUUGCAGUUCACACAGGAGAGAAAAGAUACAGAUCCUGUGUUGGGGACAAAAGCUGGCGUUUGCAAGUUAAAAGCCAUAAAUGCAUUGUUGAGUCAUUGCAGUAUCAUCAGAGUGAAAGUGUGGAGAAGAAAGAGCUUUUGGCCAAUGGUUCAACUGAACGGAUGGGAACUGAAGAUGGAGGAUCACAAGCAGCCAUUGACCAAGUGCAGACUGAGGAUUUAGAAUGUAGAGCUGCUCAAAACUCAUUUUGGAAGAGUAGAAGAAGAUUUCACAGCAAGGGUUUUCUCGAAACAACCAUGGGUUCUCACAAAGAAGAGAGACCAUUUGUUUGCCAGUUCUGUGGUAUUAAGUACAAGCGGUACAGCAGUCUGUCAUGUCACCUGAACAUACACAGAGGUGAGACACAAUUCCAUUGUCAUCUUUGCGACCAAAGAUUCACUCGCUGGUCAAAGUGGAGGAUACAUAAAUGUAUUCUCUGUAAGGCUUGUAACAGACGGUUCACUUGUCUGUCACUAUUUAAAAGACAUAAGUGUGGCCUUGGAUCAGGUGGUGAAAACUCUGGACACACAAACACAGAAUCGACUGUAGGGGACUGUGGAGGAGCAGAACCAACCAGGAGCUCAGAUUCAGAUCAGUAUCAACAACCAGAGGGUGAGACCGAACAUGGUUCUAAAUCAGGGGUUAACAGUGUUUGGAAGAAAAACAGUCAGAAGUCAGGUCUAAAGUCUCAGAUGAAAAGUAAAGUAUCUGCAACUGACAGUAGUUCCAAAACCAAUGAGAAAUCACAUGCUUGCUCUGAAUGUGGAAAGAGAUUUUGGACCAGGGCUCUUCUGCUGAUCCACAUGAGAGUCCACACGGGAGAGAAACCGUUCUGUUGUUCAGAGUGCGGUAAAAGGUUUUCUCAGAAGGCAAACCUGCUUCGACACAUGAUGAGUCACACUGGAGAAAAACCUUUCAGCUGUUCAGUGUGUACAGAACGUUUUACACAGAAAAACUCCCUUAAAAAGCACAUGAAUAUCCACAGGAGGGAGAAACAGUUUGUCAUUGGAUACGGACAAGAAAGCACCUUUCAGAAAAUUCAUCAAAGUUCACCAUUAUGAUGCAACAGGACAGUAUCAUAAAAAGGUACCAGUCAAACAAUGGUAAACAAUGUGGAAAACACAUUUUUUACACAGAGAAAUAGAGAUGAUGAUCAUGAUUGUGUAAAAAAAAACCAAAAAAACAUAUCUUAAAUUAUCACAGUAUCAGAAAUUUGAGGUAAUUGUAUUAAUAUCUGUCAGGUUGUCAUAACUAGUUCUGGGAAUAAUUUUAUGUUUAUUUAUCAGACAUAAUUAGAUUUUAAUGUAUUGGUUCCAGUUUAUGGCACAGCACAGGAAAAUAAUGUUAUAUGGAUCAUUACAAAAGUCAUCUGCUUCUAAGGCUAAAGAUGUUCAUUUUGUCUUCUGUUUAUGUAAAUAUACUAUUUUCUUUUGUUCAGACAAGGUAUAGUUUUUAGAUGUUACCUGCUUGACAGUCGGAUGACGCUUCUGAGGAAGACUGGAGUCACAGU